Dibothriocephalus latus is the source of this 471-nucleotide messenger RNA. The record is from the annotation of a GenBank genome assembly. NCBI's taxonomy places the organism in Eukaryota, Metazoa, Platyhelminthes, Cestoda, Diphyllobothriidea, Diphyllobothriidae.
AUGCUGACGGGGGAGCGCAGCGUUGUGGUUCUGCAGCAGCAACACCACACCCCGGCACCGAUUGUUCCAGUGCGUCAAUUAACCACUACCUCGCACAGCGGGGGCUCUAGACUGUCGCUGUCCCAGUCCACCCCCAUGUCCUCUGCGGGCUCUCGACUGUGCCGCAAUGAGGGCUACUCUAACGCGAGUGUUUCCUCGCGGGAAUCCUCCUGGCAGCAGUAUGUCAAACAAUUCGCCAAACUUGGACCGUGCCCGAUCUGCGGGGACAAGAUUUCUGGCUAUCACUACGGCAUCUUUUGUUGUGAAUCCUGCAAGGGUUUCUUCAAACGCACUGUUCAGAAUGCCAAACGCUACGCCUGUCACAUGGCCACACCUUCUUCGCUCUGCGAGAUUACGGCCGCCUCGAGGAAAAAGUGUCCGGCUUGUCGCUUCGUCAAAUGUCUAGAGAAGGGAAUGCGGAUGGAAGGUUAG